AGGCCUAGCUGUGCACAGCUGGAUGAGCAAAAUCAAGCGCAACUCCUCAAACAGGAACAGUCACUGUCACACAAUGGACAGGGAUAGUAUGAUAGAGCUUUAUUUUAGGCUGGGAAUGAAGUACAAAGACAUUUUGAAAAGCCUGGCAUUGGAGGGAUUUAUUAUUAGCGAGAGGCAUCUCCACAGACUAUUAAGAGCCAGGUCGCUGCACCGGCGUAGGUACGACUUGGACGCCGGGAUUGAUUUCAUUGUUGACCAACUGCAAGGCUCUGGAAAGGAUCACGGUUAUCGGUGGAUGUAUACAAAGUGUAUACAACACGGAAUUCGUAUCCGAAAAGAAGACGUCAGGAUCCUCCUCUCUCUGCUGGACCCCGUUGCUUCACAACUUCGACGGACCAGACGUCUCUCGAGGAGGCAAUAUUUUGCUCAGGGACCUAACUUUGUGUGGCACAUAGACUCAUAUGACAAACUAAAGCCAUACGGGAUAUGCCUUAAUGGCUGCAUUGACGGGUUCUCACGCAAAGUCAUGUGGCUGCGGGCCGCUCGCACCAACAGUGACCCGAAAGUCAUCGGGGGGUACUUCGUAGAGACACUGGAGCGCUGUGGGGGCUGCCCCAGGCUCGUACGGACUGAUAUGGGCACUGAGAACGUGGUUGUCAGAGACAUUCAACGGUAUCUACGGAGAGAUGACGUGGACGAUAGAGCAGCGGAGAGAAGCUAUGUCACAGGGGCAAGUACUGCAAACCAGAGAAUUGAGAGCUGGUGGGGAGUGAUGAGAAAACAAGGAAUCGAACCAUGGAUCACGGCUGUAGGAGAACUGAAGGAUGAGGGAUUCUUCUCCGGGGAUUUCGUUGACAAAGCUCUGUCACAGUUCUGUUUCAUGUCAAUUAUUCAGGAGCUAUUAAAUGACAUCCAGGGUGUUUGGAAUGCUCACCGUAUAAGGCCCUCCAAGAACCCCAACGUGCCAAGUGGGAUACCUGAUGUCAUGUACAUGGCCCCUCACCUUUGGGGUGCAGAAAACUGUCUUGUUCCACUAACUGAAGAUCUGACUGCAUGUAAACACAGCUGCACAUUUUUAAGUUCAGUCCCAUGUGAUGUGGAUUUGUUUGAUUUGUGCACAAUAAUAAUGGAAGAAUCAAGCUUGGAGUUCCCGUCUACCAUGUCUGAUGCUGUUGAUUUAUAUAUUCAGCUGAGGGACACAGUUCGUCCACAGUUAUUUGGGCCAAUUUGAGUGGACAAAAGCACAUAACAAAUCACAACACAUUAAGAAAGUGAUGUGUAAUAUAACUGUAUAUGCUAUAUAUAUAUAUAU
Messenger RNA from Larimichthys crocea (large yellow croaker), 1312 nucleotides. RefSeq lists its product as uncharacterized. Bases 23 to 1231 code for a protein of 402 amino acids. NCBI's taxonomy places the organism in Eukaryota, Metazoa, Chordata, Actinopteri, Sciaenidae. The transcript is spliced from 3 exons. The record is from RefSeq and is a predicted model, not a curated record.